Echinops telfairi (small Madagascar hedgehog) is the source of this 3143-nucleotide messenger RNA. RefSeq names its product protein phosphatase 1 regulatory subunit 21 (gene PPP1R21). Gene Ontology annotation, cellular component: membrane; early endosome. The record is from RefSeq and is a predicted model, not a curated record. NCBI's taxonomy places the organism in Eukaryota, Metazoa, Chordata, Mammalia, Afrosoricida, Tenrecidae.
AUGGUAAUUGAUUUCCUUACAAAGGAUUGCCUCAUGUUGAAAAUUAAUUAACUGCCUCCUCUCUUUCAGCUUCGGGCUCAGAAUCAGGUCUUGAAAAAAGGCGUUGUGGAUGAACAGGCGAAUUCUGCUGCUUUAAAGGAACAACUAAAGAUGAAGGAUCAAUCGUUGAGAAAACUACAACAGGAAAUGGACAGUUUGACAUUUCGAAAUCUACAGCUUGCUAAGAGGGUGGAACUACUUCAAGAUGAACUGGCUCUAAGUGAACCCCGAGGCAAGAAAAACAAGAAAAGUGGGGAAUCUUCCUCUCAGUUGAGCCAAGAGCAGAAGAGUGUCUUUGAUGAAGAUCUGCAAAAGAAGAUCAAAGAGAACGAACGGUUGCAUAUACAAUUCUUUGAAGCCGACGAGCAGCACAAACAUGUGGAGGCGGAGCUGCGGAGUCGGCUGGCCACCCUGGAGCUGGAGGCGGCCCAGAACCACGCGGUGGUCGACGGUCUGACUCGGAAGUACAUGGAAACCAUUGAGAAACUGCAGAACGACAAGGCGAGACUAGAAGUCAAGUCUCUGGCCCUGGAAAAGGAGGCCAAGGAAUGUCGCCUGCGAACAGAAGAAUGUCAAUUGCAGUUAAAGAAUCUUCACGAAGAUUUGUCCGGUAGAUUAGAGGAAUCCUUAUUAAUCAUCAAUGAAAAAGUACCUUUUAAUGAUACAAAAUACAGUCAGUACAAUGCCCUGAACGUCCCUCUCCACAACAGGAGACAUCAGGUAACGGGUGAAAUUUGGGCUUUUAAAUCCAAACAGGUUUCUGGACGAGUUCAGGUUUAUAACUUAGCGGACCGAGUUACAAAGGUCUGCAGAGUGGUUGUAUUCGGCAUUGACUUGACUUGACGCACAGUUGCUUCCCUCCUCCAGUUCUCCCAGUACCUUCACGAGAAUGCGUCCUACGUCCGCCCUCUAGAGGAAGGAAUGCUGCACUUAUUUGAAAGCAUUACUGAGGAGACUGUAACCGUCCUGGAGACAACUGUGAAAUUGAAAACUUUUUCAGAACAUUUAACCUCCUACCUGUGUUUUCUUAGAAAGAUUCUUCCUUAUCAGUUAAAAAGUUUAGAAGAAGAAUGUGAGUCUUCUCUUUGCACGCCUGCGUUACGAGCCCGGAACCUGGAGCUGUCUCAGGAUAUGAAGAAGAUGACAGCGGUGUUUGAGAAGCUCCAGACGUACGUUGCUCUUCUUGCCUUGCCAAGCACGCAGCCCGACGGACUCCUCCGGGCAAACUACAGCUCCGUGUUCGCCAACGUAGGUGCCGCGCUGCAUGGACUCCACAGCGUCAUGACAGACAUUUCCAAACAUUUCAGUCAGAAAGCUACAAUAGAACAUGAACUUCCAACAGCAACACAGAAGCUUAUAACAACCAAUGACUGUAUCCUGUCGUCAGUAGUGGCAUUAACAAACGGAGCAGGAAAGGUUGCAGCUUUCUUCAGUAACAACGUGGACUACUUCGUGGCUUCCCUGAGCUACGGGCCGAAGGCAGCGCGUGGCUUCACGAGUCCUCUGUCGGCUGAGUGCAUGCUGCAGUACAAGAAGAAGGCUGCUGCCUACGUGGAAGCAUUGAAAAAGCCUCUCCUGCAGUCCGUGCCUUAUGAAGAAGCACUGGCCAACCGCCGGGUCCUGCUGAGUUCAACGGAGAGUCGAGAAGGCCUCGCCCAACAGGUUCAGCAAAGUUUGGAGAAGAUUUCCAAGCUGGAGCAAGAAAGAGAACAUUGGAUGCUAGAAGCACAGUUGGCCAAAAUCAAGCUGGAGAAAGAAAACCAGCGGAUUGCCGACCAGCUGAAGGGCACAGGUAGUGGGCAGCCAGCGGGGCUGGCCCAGGAGAGCACUGCUGGACCGAACACCCCUGGCCACGAAGAAGCCGCAGCCAAGGCUCUGUCGGAGCCCAUUCAGAGCACCAGUCUGAUUGGGAUUUUAACCAAGACCUCGGACAACAGCGAGGCGCCAGAUGUGGAAUCCCGCGAAGGCCUGAUUAAAAGUCACUACAUGGCAAGGGUCGUGGAACUCACGUCUCAGCUGCAGCUGGCUGACAGCAAGUCAGUGCAUUUUUAUGCCGAGUGCCGAGCACUCUCCAAACGGCUAGCCUUGGCCGAGAAGUCUAAAGAGGCGCUGACGGAGGAGAUGAGGCUGGCCAGUCAGAACGUCAGCAGGCUGCAGGAUGAGCUGACAACCACCAAGAGGAGUUAUGAGGAUCAGUUAAGCAUGAUGAGUGACCACCUGUGCAGCAUGAACGAGACAUUGUCCAAGCAGAGAGAGGAGAUUGACACGCUGAAGCUGUCCAGCAAGGGAAAUUCUAAAAAGAAUAAGAACCGAUAGUUUCCAAAGUUUACAAGUGACUUGUUGGCGAUUCUUCCUCCCAGAGCUGCUGCCCCGCCGCCUGGACCUGCAGCUGAGACUCCAUGUCCACGCUGGGCCCCGCCUUCAGGAUGCUGACACCUGGGUGGGCCUAGUACAAUAGUCAGUGUUGUACAUGACUUUGAAACAUUUAAAAUAUAUUUGUAACCAGUGAGGCAAAUAGGGAAUUUGAUGUUGAUUGUAAAAUGGAAAACCGUAGAUAUACCAUGGAAUUUGAUGUUGAUUGUAAAGUGGAAAACCGUAGAUAUACCAUGGAUAGCAUAGCGUAGGUUUCCUUAAGCAGUUUCUACUGUGCACUUUUUAAACUUAGGUUUUAAUUUCAGUAUGUAAGAACAACAAAUAUUUUGUAUCUUUUAAAAACUCGAUGAAAUGGUCUUUGAUUUGGUAUGUAUGGAAUAGAUCUGUGUUUCUGGAUAAAAGACAUAUGUUGUCCAAUUGUCAUUACCUCCUGCUAUAACUGAAGGCAGCCACGUGCUCCUUUUGAAAACGUCCUGGUUCAUUCUCCCUCCCUCCCUUUCUUUCCCUUCCCCCCCCCUUUCUUUCCCUCUCCUUCUUGCCUCCCUCUUAGUCUUUCUCUCUCCCUCCCUCCGGCUCUCCCUCUCCCUCUUUCUGCUGAAGGGGAAGUGUAGGUCUUGCACAGUUCAGAUUUUGCAGGUUUAUUAUCAUCCCUGUCUUCACCUCUCCAGUCAGCCUGUGUUAAAAUAAUAGCUUAAGGAAAUUGAUAUUAAUAAAUUCAUACUUAUAUCAAA